GUGUUUUAUAGUUGUGUUUCGUUAGUCGAAAAGAAAGUGUUCAUUUAUUCAAAGAAAUGGCGUCACCUUUAAAAAAGAUUAAACUAACUCCAAAUAAAGAAUUAUGCACAAAAACUACAAGUUUAACCCAAGAAACUAUGGUAACGAGCACACCUAGACGUUGUUUUACUCGAACAAUCAGCUCUCCAAGUAUUUCAUCAAUUAACUCUGAUCAUGCAACUGCCAGUAACAUUUCGGAAUCAGCCAGAAGCAGCAUUUCAAGAGCUUCAAGUUUUGUAUGUGAAUAUUAUGGUGAAAACUAUGAUAACUAUUUCGAAAAACACAAGAGACCUCCAUACAAAGGACCGAUUUGGAAAAUUUAUGAACCGAUUGAAGAUAAUAAUUUGUAUGCUAAAAUUUUGAAUAGUCCUAGCAAUACACAGUUUGUUGUUGCGGAGCUGUUGAUUACUUAUAACUCGGAUCCAGAUUUUGUCAUCAAAGAGUUAAUUCAACUUUGCGUUGAUGUAGCCGGUUUUCAGCAUUUCAAUGCAAAGCAACAUUAUAGAAUUGGCAGUUGCCAAGAUGAUAGCAAGAAUAUUGUAAAGAAGCUAGAAAGUUAUGAAGUUAUUGAACAACAACCGGAACUUGAGGAAAAUGGAAGAUAUUUAUUGAUGGAAAGAAGCACGUAUUUUGUCAAAUAUUUAAAAAUGGGACUGUACAGUUUUUUACAAAAUCUCAUACAAUCAGCUCAUAAAAUGGGAGUUCUUUAUGAUUCCAUCUUACUGAAGUGUUUUACAGUAUUUUUGCGGAAUAUGGAAGAAAGUGGUCUUAAAUGUGUUCGACAUACAGGAGUCGUAUUUGCUGUGAAAAUCCUUACCGCUAUAGUUCUGGUUUUCAAUAAUAUCGUGAAUGAUCCCGCUUAUGAAUAUGCAAUACGUCAUAACACAGAAAUAGUGGAGGAACUCAAUAAACGUAAAGAUAUACUACAAUGUUCCAUAGCAUCAUUAUAUUUCAUUUUCCAUAGAAAUUGUCUCAAUCAGGAUUCUGCUGUAUACAUGAUGAGAAUGGAAUGCAUAAGAGAAGCUGAAAUUUGGACGAAAUAUUUUCCUAAAUUAUUCGUAUCUCAUUUUCAAGUAAUAAAUGUAAUAAUAAAAUUAAUAACCGACCCAUCAAAAGAAGUUAGACUUUUAGCACUGGAAGCAUGUGGAAAUAUAUUUGGAAUGAUCAAGGUUAUUGAAUUUGUGAGACCCGUUAUUGAAAUAUUAAUUAAGGCAAUAUCGCAGAGAUUUUAUGACGUCAAUAUAGAUGUAGCUGUCAAAGCUAUAAACAUUUAUACAUAUCUCCUAGAAAUAGUUCCUGACUUAGUAUCACAUGAAAUGAUAGCCAAAAUGAAAAAAUUAGUUUUUGAUGAACAUGCUCCAGUAGGACAGGCAGCUUGUAAUUGUUUGUUAGCCUUUUUUCACAAGAAUGCUGCAAAGUCAAAUCAUCUUUUACUUGCUUUGGCAAACAUACUUAUUUAUGAAGAAGGCGAUUGCAGUAAAGAGCUUCUAGUAGAAGGUUUCCUCUAUUCUUGUGAACAGAUGCAAAACUGGCCAUUAUUCUGUAAAUGUAUCUUAAGCGAUAAAAUAAGCGAUCAAGAACGGAGAGCUAUUUCUGAAAUAUUUGCCGAAGCAGUGAAACAACGAUUAAAAGGGAAACCUAAAGUUAAUAGACUCAUGUCGAAAAAUAUUAUUACCCCGGACCCAUCUGCCCAUCAACCAGUUGCUGAAGUCUUAGAUACCAUAAACAUAAUAAUUUUGAAUACAAAUGAUAUGCUAAUAAUUAUAAAUAUGUUGGAAGUGAUUCUUCAAGUCCAUAACAAUUUCCUGGAUAAGAAUUUUUGUAGGGAAUACAGUGAUAUUUCCGAAACCAUUUUACAAUUAUUCAAUCAAUAUUCAAACGAGAAUUUAUUGAAGCAUUCAGCCGAAGUAUUGAAACACCUUAGUGACAUUCCCGAUUUUGCUGAACGAGGUAGAAGAUUUGCUAGAAUACUUCAUAAGAAUCAUGCUAACAAGCUUAAAGCAUUUUUAAAAGAACCAGACAAAAAAGGACAAAACUAUGCUCUAAAAGUAGCUAUAUUGUACAAACAUUUCAAUUUAAAUGAUUUGUUUUCUUUUGCUGAACUUACUGAUCCUCUGGAGGACGCUGAUUCAAAGACAGUGUCUUUUCUUUUAAUAUGUUGUAAGUGGUACCUUAUAUGGGAUCUGAGAAAAUUGGCCGAAAACAACGGAGGAGAUCAACAAGAGUUACAAAAAUCAGUUGUGGCGUUACUAAGCAAGUGUAGGAUAUUUAGUAUAAUAUGUUUCAAUUUAUUCCAACAUUCUGAUGAUAAAACAUUAAUUUUGGAGGUGUUCUCGACAGUUUGUGAAUUUUACUAUUUAUUUACGAAAGAAUUGAAACAUCCAAUACAACUUAAUACACUUUUUAAAGAUUUAGAAAUAAAAAUUGAUAAUCCAAACCAAGGAAACAUAUUGGUAAAAUUAUUGGAAGAAAAUGUCAUAUGCAGCAAAAUUAUGCCGUUAACAGAACGUCGGAAACACGUGAUUAGUUAUGUUGAUAUAAUAAAUUGUGGCGUUCUCCCACCAGAAUCAUUUGUUAACAUUUUCAAAUAUUUUUAUUUGUACAACAAAGAAUAUGGUCAUAUCAUCGAACAUUCUUUAACAGAAUUGAGCAAGUACAAAGACAGUAAUGUAAUACACUUUAUCGUAGUGUACACUUUAAUUUCUGUUUACGAAAAAAUGCUUGGAAAGCACGGAGUUGUUGAUCCCAGAUCAGAAGAAGGAGUACAAUUGAAAUUACUUGCCAAGCAGUUUGCGACUUUCAAACAUUUCCAUGAUCGUAGUAACUUGUUCAAGCUAUUGUGUCUUUUGAUUGAUUAUGCAUUCAAGGAUGAAGUAAACCUAAGUUUUUUAGGCAUCACGAAAUGUUUUGUUACUCUCUUGAAUAAUGACGAAGAUAGGAAGAAAAUGUAA
This is a messenger RNA of Diorhabda carinulata, 2990 nucleotides long. RefSeq lists its product as uncharacterized. Gene Ontology annotation, molecular function: chromatin binding. Gene Ontology annotation, biological process: sister chromatid cohesion. The coding region runs from base 57 to 2990 and encodes 977 amino acids. The record is from RefSeq and is a predicted model, not a curated record. Gene Ontology annotation, cellular component: chromatin; nucleus; cohesin complex. Lineage: Eukaryota; Metazoa; Arthropoda; Insecta; Coleoptera; Chrysomelidae. The transcript has 17 exons.